AAUGUGUUUAAGAGAUAAGGUAAAAUACAGAUUAGUAUCAGCUCAUUGUUUAGCAGGUUAAACAAUGAAGUCGGGGGUCUGCGAAUUGAACUUUAUUGGAAACACUGACCCAAGUUUGACCAAGUUGCUAUUGAUAAUUUCAGUAAUUGGCAUUCCUGUUAAUGACUCACAACAGGCUUGUUGAGUCAGUUAUGGACAUACACACCAAACCGAGACAAUUUUCGGGACAGCUUUACAAGUACACUAAUGUCAUGAAAGGCUGGCAGUACAGGUAUUUCCUGGUCGACGCCAAUGCGGGAGUUUUACACUAUUAUCUUUGUGAGGGAGAGAAACCAGAGGGAACCGUACCUAGAGGCAGUCUUCACCUGUCCGGAGCUGUGAUAUGUCCAAGCGAUGAGGACUCCAAAACGUUUACAGUGAACUGUGCAUCGGGCGAUAUGUUGAAAUUGAGGGCGGUGGACGCUAGGGCCAGGCAGGAAUGGGUUAACGGACUGAGGGCUGUAGCAGAGUCACACACUAAGGCUAUAAGUGCCAACAGUCCUCCGCUACCUCCCAGAGAACACCUGGCAGUCCUCGACGCCCUGGGGUGCGUCCGAUCACAACUCCAGCAGACCGAGCAAGCAGAUUCAGCGCUCUGCCGAACGAUCGAAUCUUCCGGCAGCAAAUUCUCCAUCGAUCCCAACAUGCUGCUGCUGAAAGCGACUUCGGCAGCGUCUCUGCAUUGCCUGACGCAGUGCAUGAGCAUCCUGCAGAGGAACCAGCAUUCGCAGCAGGCGAGAACAGGGAAAAUGUAUCAGAUAUUCUUGAAUUUCCCCGGUAAGAAAGUAAGGAAAAUGAAAUUAAAAAAAUGGAAUAGUUUGUGAUUACCAGCCAAGAUAACAACUUGGAGCAGCUUCUAGAGUGAGACAUCCCGAGGAAUGACGUUUAUAAUUUAUUGUAUAUACUGUUUUUAUGUAAAUAACUAACCAGAAGUGAUGGAGCGAAUAAAUUAUUUAUGGAACUUG
Molecule: messenger RNA, 1004 nt
Organism: Leptinotarsa decemlineata (Colorado potato beetle)
Lineage: Eukaryota; Metazoa; Arthropoda; Insecta; Coleoptera; Chrysomelidae
Product: oxysterol-binding protein-related protein 11
Cellular component (GO): cytosol; membrane
Molecular function (GO): sterol binding
Source: RefSeq, a predicted model, not a curated record